CCCGCAUAUUGAAACACACUUCACAGCAAACAAGCCAACAAAUCUAUUUCAUUAAAACAUUUUGCUUCUGUAAUUCGCAGCCAUGUCUGACAAUCGCCCCGAGAUGAACGCAAACGAAACGGAAGAGGGACACGCAGAGAUCGCAGAGGAUGUGAUGCCCCUGCGGAACAUCGGUGCUGGUGAUGGCAUUUACCAGGGGGAAGAUCUAUACCCAGGGGAGCCUCAACUGCGACGUAAUCGUCUGGUUGGCGGUCGCGUUGUCUUCUACCAAAAUCGUGAUGCAAUCUGCAUUCAUGUGGCAUGUAUCUGCGCGGGAAUUGGGUGGACUACGCUGAUGCAUCCGUUGCACCAUGCCGGUGUCUUGAUGCAACUGGGCUUUGAACCAUUUCCCGGUGAGAUUGUCCAAAUGGGCUUACUUGGACCGCGCCAUCUGCUGCCAGGGGCGCAACAUUUGAUUGGAUACAUCCAUCAGAGCGAUGGAUUCUUCGCCCUGUACCGUGGACUAACUGCAAAAAUCGCCAUAAAUAUUACCACCUAUGUGAUGGAUACAACUAUGUCAAUGCUGGGGCUGGAGACUCGCAAUUUUGGACCUACGACAGGAAGUUCUGUGCGGGAUAUGUCCCGGUGCAUGCUGGUCCGAGGCUGCCGCUUGACCUUGAAGCUGAUCCUCACGCAGCCCCUAACAGUCGUCUUUACACGCCAGAUAGCCCAGUUUAUUGGCUGCGAGUCUGUCUACCAAACUCUGGGCCAAACCAUCAUCAAGAUAUUCAGGGAGGAAGGCAUAGCUGCUUUCUAUGCCGGCUUUGUGCCCCGCCUGAUAGGCAAAAUGGGCUUCAUGGCCAUCACCACUAUCGCAUCGACUCUGUUUUAUCAAUAUGGUCCGAACUACUACCCCAUACAGGCACUCCACGAGCUGGUAGUUGGUAUUUCCUCCUCGUACGUGCUGCAUCCUCUGACCGUGGUGGGCACCUGCAUGGAUGUCCAAGGAUCGCCCUUGGCUGCUGCCAUGCCCUCCCAAAUGGCGCACUAUGAGCACUGGACCAAGUGCUUCGCUGACAUCUAUGAGAACAGUGGAUUCUACCAUCGUGGUGGCAUUCUCUUCUGCCGCACAAUGCCCGUGAAGAAGCUUGAUGCCUAGAUGGGUUGCCAGAACUAAUUCUUUCAUUUUUCCGUUUAUUGU
Molecule: messenger RNA, 1180 nt
Organism: Drosophila guanche
Lineage: Eukaryota; Metazoa; Arthropoda; Insecta; Diptera; Drosophilidae
Product: mitochondrial carrier homolog 2
Exons: 2
Coding region: 83-1138 (351 amino acids)
Source: RefSeq, a predicted model, not a curated record